AUGGUUGCGAGCUCAGGGCUAGACGCAAGUGGUGGUAGCGGCGUGGCUAAUGAUAAUGAGUGCCCACGGCCGUGCUCCAGUAACCAGCUACGUGCUGGCAAUGAAACCUGCACGCAGAUCUUUCUUUGGGGCUCGGAUUCCUACGUCUUCAAGAGAACGAGCUGCCGCGCGCCUGGAGACUGUGAACCUGGCUUGAACACCAAGGCUUGUCCGUCUGGUGCCUUCCUGCCGGUGUGGCGGCAGUGCCCUCUGGGCCAAGCCUGGGAAGGCACCGGAACGGGGCAACGCAUAUUUGAGAUUGCGAAGGUGUUUGGCAGCUGA
Molecule: messenger RNA, 321 nt
Organism: Symbiodinium sp. CCMP2592
Lineage: Eukaryota; Dinophyceae; Suessiales; Symbiodiniaceae
Source: the annotation of a GenBank genome assembly